Messenger RNA from Hyla sarda, 2710 nucleotides. It is a transcript of the gene TRMT2A, whose product is annotated as tRNA methyltransferase 2 homolog A. Lineage: Eukaryota; Metazoa; Chordata; Amphibia; Anura; Hylidae. Gene Ontology annotation, biological process: RNA processing. The transcript is spliced from 12 exons. Gene Ontology annotation, molecular function: RNA methyltransferase activity; RNA binding. Bases 159 to 2198 code for a protein of 679 amino acids. The record is from RefSeq and is a predicted model, not a curated record.
GCAUUGUCGUUAAGUUUAUGUGAUGGGAGGAAGUUGACAGCUUCCGGUAACGUGAUGCGGUGGCAGAGCUCUUUUCCUGUGACGUCAUCAACAUGGCUACCCCCAUGUGAGAGUCUCAUGCAGUGCAAGGUGUAAACUAGAAGAGGACCAAACAUAACAUGGAAGAUUUGGGGGAUCAGAAAGGCUGCUCUGAUCAGGCUAAGAUAAAUGACACCAAACUUGGGAAUGCGGAAGACCACAAAACAUCAGAUCCCAGUAAACCAGAUACAGAUGAAACAAAAGCACACGGUGAGGCUGUUCAGCUACAGGAAGAUGCUGCAAAAAUUGGAGAUGACAUAGUCCACAUGGAGGAGGAUGAUGAUAAUGAUGCAGCAGAAGCAAGUGAACCUACAGCCAAGAUGUGUGAUGAUCCAGAGGAAACCAGUGGUGAUGGAAUGUAUAGAUAUAUUAAAGAUGAUCUUUUCACAUCAGAGAUUUAUAAAGUAGAGAUCCAAAACCUGCCAAAGUACAUUGGUUUCAAUGACGUUAAGAAAUUCCUUGCUAAAUAUGGAUUAAAUCCUCAUAAAAUUAAACUCAUGCAGAGACAAACAUUUGCUUUUGUAACUUUUAAAAGUGAGGAGGAAAGAGACAAGGCUAUGAAAGUCAUACAUGGAGUGAUGUGGAAGAACCGAUUAUUGACUGUCCGGCUUGCAAAACCCAAAGCUGACCCUAUAAUGAAGAAGCGAAAACAAGAUGAUGAUGAAAAGGAGCAGUCGGGUAAUAAGAGGAAGGCUGUACAGGAGAACACACAGGAGGAGCCCCUCAGCAAGCAGAUUGCAGAUGUAGUCACUCCUCUGUGGCAGGUUCCAUAUGAAGAACAACUGAAAAUGAAAGAACAAGAAUGCGAACAUGUCAUGCAGAGGCUCACAAAGGAAAUUGGAAACCAUAACAAGGCUCUAUUACCAUGGUUAUUUGUACAGAAACAGAAAUAUAAUAAAGUGUGCUGCCCCUUGGAAGGAGUAAGGCCUUCGCCGGUUCAGACAGAGUAUAGGAACAAAUGUGAAUUUCUGAUUGGUGCUGGUGCCAACAGUGAAGACAAGACUGUGGGAUUUCGCCUGGGAAAGUACAAAGGAGGAACGUGUGCAGUUGUGGAGCCAUUUGAUACAAUUCACAUUCCCUCUAUCACCAAAAACGUUGUCAAGGCUUUUCAAGAAUAUAUUAGGGCUUCUCCAUAUGAAGUCUACAGCCCAGAGUCAUAUGAAGGCCACUGGAAGCAGCUUACUGUCAGGAGCAGCAGAAAAGAUCAUGUUAUGGCCAUAGUGUAUUUUCAUCCGCAGAAACUGAGCAAGGAAGCUCUGGCAGAGUUAAAGUCUUCUCUGGCAACAUUUUUCACUGAUGGCCCAAGAAAAGAUAGUGGAAUCACCUCACUUUAUUUUGUGGAGGAAGGUCAAAGAAAAUCUCCAAACCUGGAAGAUUUACAUGUGGAGCAUGUGACUGGAGAUCAUUACAUCUAUGAAGAACUGCUUGGCCUAACCUUUCGCAUUUCACCCCAUGCUUUCUUUCAGGUCAACACUCUUGCAGCAGAAGUUUUGUAUACUGCCAUUGCAGACUGGGCGCAGCUAGAUCAAAACAGUACUGUAUUGGAUGUUUGCUGUGGUACAGGAACUAUUGGAAUUUCCUUAGCAAAGAAAGUAAAGAAGGUUGUGGGAAUUGAGCUGUGUCAGGAAGCCAUUUCAGAUGCCAAAGCUAAUGCCAAGAUCAAUGAUCUGAACAAUAUUGAAUUUCGUUGUGGCAAAGCUGAAGACAUCUUUCCAACCCUCAUUAACUCUUACACUACCCAGAGUCCUGUGGCAAUAGUUGAUCCACCGAGGGCUGGACUUCAUUCCAAAGUAGUUAUUGCAAUCCGAAGAGCUGAACACCUCAAACGUCUGAUCUAUGUCUCCUGCAAUCCAAAAGCUGCCUUGAACAACUUUGUAGAUCUGUGUCGUGCUCCUUCAAAUCGUGUAAAAGGUCAUCCAUUCAGGCCUAUCAGAGCUAUGGCUGUGGACCUUUUUCCUCAAACCCCACAUUGUGAACUUCUUGUUCUAUUUGAGAGAGUGGAAUAUACCAAAAAUGACAUAACUUCUGCCCCAGAAACCAAGCAAGAACAUAGAGACGGUCAGCAAGAUGGCAAUGGAGAAAAAAAAUGCAAUGCUGAUGCAGAAGUAAUAAAUGCCUAGGUCUGUGCAUACCAUUCAUCUAUAUGUCAUAUCAAGUGUUUUAAUAUGAAACUUAGACUGCCCUAUUAAAGUCAGUAUCACAAAAUAUAAUGUAUCAUUUGCUAAGUAAAACUUGCUUUUAGUUUUUGAGUUUUUUAAUAGUACAUUGAUUGAAGACAAUGCAGAAUAUUUACUUUAAACUUAGCUCCGCACAAAAGUAUGUUUAAUUCUGUAGUCAAAUGUCAGAAUCCCAGCAUUGGUGCACAGAGUAUACACAACUGUAAUUGUAUACUAGGAUGUCUGCCAUUCUAUUGUAUUGGAGCUAAAAAUGCAAUUUAAACAUAUGUAAUGUCGCCAACAAAUAUUACAUAUAUAUCACUAUUUUGUUAUAUUAAUAUGAACAUUAAAUCUUGCUUACUAUAUAGUUAAUAUUAUUAGAUUAUUUUUAUAUUGUCAUUUCAUUAAAAAAAUUUACAUUUCUUUUCCCAAAAUAAAACCUGUAUAUAUGUUUGCAUUCAAAAUUGGUACUAGAG